Molecule: messenger RNA, 288 nt
Organism: Colletotrichum gloeosporioides
Lineage: Eukaryota; Fungi; Ascomycota; Sordariomycetes; Glomerellales; Glomerellaceae
Exons: 2
Coding region: 1-288 (95 amino acids)
Biological process (GO): positive regulation of transcription by RNA polymerase II
Cellular component (GO): nucleus
Molecular function (GO): DNA-binding transcription factor activity, RNA polymerase II-specific; zinc ion binding; sequence-specific DNA binding
Source: RefSeq, a predicted model, not a curated record
AUGUCGACUCCACGGAACGGUCAUCGCGUCACCAAGAAAUGCUCCAGAGCGUGUGAGAGAUGUCGGUCAAUGAAAGUCAAAUGCUCCGGCCGGCAGCCAUGCGCUCGGUGUGAGCGUCAGAGCGAGACAUGUGUAUAUGCGCCGGGCAUUAAACGAGUUCUCGUCCCUGAGAGGUCCGCCAAUAGAAUCCAUUUUCCUGGUCACUCGGGGUUCAUCUUUGUGCUGACCUCGUGUCUUGCUCUCUGUGCUGCAGCUACCUUUUGGAACUUCAACAAUCACAUCAGCUGA